Paramuricea clavata is the source of this 3771-nucleotide messenger RNA. The record is from the annotation of a GenBank genome assembly. NCBI's taxonomy places the organism in Eukaryota, Metazoa, Cnidaria, Anthozoa, Malacalcyonacea, Plexauridae.
AUGGGCAAAACUGAUUCAUUUAGGGCGCUUCUUUUAAACAUAGCCCAAGAGCUAACCUCGAGUAAUUUUGACGAUAUGAAAUUCGCUUGCGAUGGUGAAAUUCCCGACGGGGUUUUAGAGAGACUUGCCCGACCUAUAGAUCUGUUUUCUGAACUCGAACAUCGUGACUUGUUGACUGAAACAAACAAAGAUUUUUUGGCAGAGUUAUUGCUUCAUAUUGGACGGCAGGAGCUGGCUCGAAAACUGCUUGGCAUGAACGAAAAAGGUUUGAAUUUAAUGUCGUUUAGUUAAAGUAUAUUUAUAAGCUAUAAAUUAUAUUGUUUGUUUAUAGUACUGACUUAAUAAUUAAGCACACGCGUUUUUCUUGAUAUAAGGUUAUUAUUAAGGCUUUUCCAUAAAACUUUUCAUAAGUAUUAAUAUAUAUAUAUAUAUAUAUAUAUAUAUAUAUAUAUAUAUAUAUAUAUAUAUAUAUAUAUAUAUAUAUAUAUAUAUAUAUAUAUAUAUAUAUAUAUAUAUAUAUAUAUAUAUAUAUAUAUAUAUAUAUAUAUUUAAGGUUUGCAAAGGAUAACCUUUUUUGAAUUAGCUGUAUAUUAGCACAGUUGAUGCUGGUAGAUUUAUUAUUUUUUCCCCUCUGUUAUUUAGCUUGCAAACUAAAACGUUCGUGUAGCAUGCUUCAUGGAACCCUGCCAGGGAAAGUGCCACACUUCCUCGGCCGCGCUCUUCUCUGUGAAGAGGUCAUUGCUCACCUUCACAAAGGUCACGAUCGUCUUGUUACAAUUACCGGCCCACCAGGCUACGGGAAGUCAUCAGUCGCUAUCAGUGUUGGCCACGAAAUGAUGGAACAGUAUGAUUACCAUGUGUAUUACAUAUCAACACGUGGUGCCUCGUCUGUUGAUAGUGUCGCAUUCCAACUCCUGUAUUCCAUGGGCAUUGUUUCCGGAGAAGACCCUAUCUCCCAAGCACAUCACUACUUUGAAGCGUCACAUCAAGAUACUUUACUUGUACUUGAUAAUGUUGAAGACAUGCUGGUUCCUGAAUUGAAACCAAGUUUUCUAAAGUUUAUAAAGCUUACGGGUGAAAUGGCGCCUCACAUAAAAAUGAUCGUCACUUCUCGAGUUGCGUUGAAAUUCAUCUCCUUUAAAAUGAAGAAUGUCCCACUUCCUGCAUUGACCAAGACAGAAGCAGCCCAGCUUAUCCGUAUAUUUUCUCCUCAAGAAAUAUCCAAUUCUCAUGCAGAAACUCUAGGUCAUCUUUGCAAAGGGAUUCCAUUACUCAUCCGGGCAGUUGCAUCAUUACUCGAGACGAAUGUUGACCCAGAGUUGUUGAUUAAAGAGUUUGAGCGUUCACCCGGUACGACUUUGCGGAGUUUUGGCUUAGCAGGAAUGCCACCCGAGUCAGAUAUGUAUCCAUGUUUAAAGAUCUGUUUCGAAAGAUUGAGUCCUGAGCUACAACGCCACUUAGUUGCAUUAUCCAUUUUUCCAUCAUCGUUCAAAAUCGCCGACACAAGUUGCGUACUUCGAGACAUGUCCGACCUACAGCGACAACUUAUCAUCACUCAACUUGUUGAUAACUCCUUUGUCCGGCCUGAUACAGAAGGACGAAGCUUUUACGCCGUUCAUAGAAUAGUCCAAGUUUUCUGCAAAGAACUCUUAAAAGAGAGCAAAGAAUUGAAAGAAUUUUAUCAAAAUGCUUCCAACCACUUCAAUUUGUACUUUUUGACCAUUUUACAUGAUUUAAACGAGAAAUUUUAUGGCUCAGGAGAGGAACUUAAGACAGUCAUGAUUGCAUUUGAAUGCAAAAAGAAUAACUUUUUCUGUGCGUUGGAAAGUUCGAUUCGUGAGAAAAAGCUUGCAAAGUACGCAGCAGAUUUGCUCAAUUCUUCAUUCAAGUUUUUCACCAUACGUUUAUCUUCAAACGAGUUCUGUCGACUGUACCAAAGUUUGCUUGAGGUUUUUAAAAACUCUGAAGAUAAGAAGCGCUACAGUCAUUGUUUAGUCUCGAUUGCUUUUCAUCAAUUCUGGGUCAUGUGUUCCUGCCAUCGUCCUUGCCCCAAAGCUACAAAGAUGUUCAAGGAAGCGUACGAGAUGCAGAAGAAGCUUGGAUUUACCAAGACUGAACAGUAUGCUGAAUGUCUGAGUAAGCUUGCAAGAGCGUAUGCAUUUGAUGGCAGCUUAGCCGAUUCUGUCACGAUGGUUGAUGAAGCAAAUACUAUCGUGCAAGAAAUAGGGUGCAGUAAUCUUUCAAAGAUGUCUGUGUUAAAUGAUUAUGCAGGUGAGUUUUUUGUUGUUUUUGUAAUUUAUGUUGUCAUAGUAUCAAUACCACUGCCCCUUGUAACGUUCCCUUAUGGAAAGUAUGUCACCUUGCAUAUAGAGGUCUAUAGAGCCUCGUUUUUAUGACACCUUCCAGAAGGGUGCAUUCAGCUCUGAAAAAUUACUAUUUUGUUUGAAUAUAGCGGUGUACAGCUACCACAAGCACCAUGAAACUGCAAUCAAGCUGCGAGAGAGAUUCCUACCGACAGCCAAGGAGCACAUGACAGACCACCCCUCAGUUGGUACACUGUACGAGGAACUGGGCAGCUCUUAUGAGGCCCUGGGUAAUGCUGAGAAAUCCAUGGAUUGUCGGAAAGAAGCAAUUCGAAUCUACGAAGGAUUCCUUGGUGAUCACAAGUUUACUGCUACUUCAUAUCUGGGUCUUGGAACUACGUUGAAAUCCCAAGGUAAAUACCUUAUUGGAUGUACAAUCGCGCCGUACGCAUGCUAUCUCAGUCUUAAAUUCCCGCGAUUUCAUUUUGCGCACCGAAUUUUGCGAAGAUUAUCUUUUGCGUGGAUUAUUUUUUGCGCGUUUUUUUAUGGUGUUUUUCCCUGGUCCUCGGGUUUUUCUCCCUCGCCAGAAACUAACCCUUCCACCUUAACUGUGUUCAGACAUGGAUUGUAUGAUAGCAGCCAGAGGUGCCCUGCCUCCCUUACAAUUCAGCUCUCGCCUACAGGGAAAGAUGAUUACUACAUUCGCCUUGACUGCACCUAAAACUAUUUCAUUUGUUAGGUAAAUACGAAGAGGCACUUGAGGUUCUUCGGAAAGCGCUCGAGAUUCAACGUAGAACGAUUGGACCGCACGUGGAAACUGUGAUCACGAGUCAAGAGAUUGAGAAAGUCCUUGGAAUUCUUGGAAGAAAAAAUGAAGCUGAAGAGGCUGCGAGAUUUUCUCAGAAAUUGAUGGAUGAUCAGAAACGAAUUGAGAAAGCGAUGGAAGAUUUGAAAAUUUAGAAGAAAAGUAGACAAUUAGAACUGACUGUUCGAAAUUGAAAGUGUGAUUACAUUGAUAACGAAUCUGAAAUAAUUUAACAUGAUAACGAAUCUGAAAUAAUUUAACCGAUGCAUUUCCGGGUUGAUUUGCUGGAUGCACCCUUUAGGUAUCUAUAGUUGAAUUUUGCAAGUACUUUUUGAAGUUAAUUUUAAACAUUUUGCAUGUAUAUUAAUUGAGGUGCAUUUAUUAUUACUUGCCAGGUAAAAAUUAGAAUUUUUAAAAUUAAUGGCAUUUGCUGUUGACUGUUGCCGAAAGAGGAUGAUGAUCAAAGAUCUAAAUGGAGUUGAAAUGGAGAACUCAUUCUUCAUAAAAAUUGUAACAAUACACAUGCACGAGUAAUUUGCUAGAUAAGUAAUUUUGUAUAAAUAAAUAAAUAACGCGUAUACGCCACAAUUACAUCGUAAUUUGCCAGUAUAUUAACAACUUUAACAAACGGCUAUGCACAAUUAGUGUAUACAUACAUUAAUA